CGACAACAACAACAACCCACUUAUUCCACUUCCACUGUCACUCACGCUCCCGCACACCCCUCGCCAUGUCUGUGGAGAUACGGCCGUACAGGGAUGAGAACGACCUGCCAGCCAUCCAAAAGCUGAUGGCAGCACACUUGUCGGAGCCGUACUCCAUCUACACAUACCGCUACUUCCUCGUCACUUGGGGCAAGCUGUCGCAUGUGGCUGUAGUAGAGGGCGAGGUUGUCGGUGCUGUCAUCUGUAGAUUGGCACGGCACAAGCGUGGGCCGCUCCGUGGGUACAUCGGCAUGCUUGCAGUGUCCGAAGAUCAUCGCAAGAAGGGCAUCGGUACCAUGCUGGUCAAGGCAAGCGUGGAGGCAAUGAAGGAGGCUGGCGCAGACGAGAUUGUGCUCGAGGCAGAGACGAGCAACCUGGGUGCGCUGCGUAUCUACGAGUCCCUAGGCUUCCUGCGAGACAAGUUGUUGGAACGAUACUACCUCAGUGGCGUCAGUGCAUGGCGACUCAAGCUCUGGCUCAAGUAGUACCAUGACAUGACCUUACAGUCACCGCAGCCACCAGUUACAACGGCCUGUCUGACCAUCACCGCUACCGCCGCCAUCUGCCCUUCCUCAGCCAUCGCCCAUCACCUCUGCUGAAGUCUCUCUUCCACUAUUCCUCUCACCAUGUGCAGUACACCCCCCACCUCUUCUCUUUCUCUCCUCCCUCGCGCGUGCUUUGGUGCGUCUAUCGUGCCGUGGUAGUGAUGACCGUCUUUGUACAUAUACUCUCUCGCUAUGAACAGCAACAGCAGCCAUGCCUCAUCUAUCAACAAAGGG
Salpingoeca rosetta is the source of this 818-nucleotide messenger RNA. RefSeq names its product N-alpha-acetyltransferase 30. Gene Ontology annotation, biological process: N-terminal peptidyl-methionine acetylation. Bases 66 to 524 code for a protein of 152 amino acids. NCBI's taxonomy places the organism in Eukaryota, Choanoflagellata, Craspedida, Salpingoecidae. The record is from RefSeq and is a predicted model, not a curated record. The transcript is spliced from 4 exons. Gene Ontology annotation, molecular function: protein-N-terminal amino-acid acetyltransferase activity. Gene Ontology annotation, cellular component: NatC complex.